CCAGUCUCUCUCUCUCUCUCUAUCCCUCUCACUCUGUCUCUCUAGGGUUUGUUCUCGAUGGCAGAGGAAGCGCACUAUGCAGCACCGGCAUCGGAAUCCCUCAAACGGAAGUACGAUGAGCCACCCACCCACCGCCCCACCGGCUUCUCCUCCCCUCAUUCCACCGUCUCCGACAUCGAGCUCGCCAAGCAGAAAGCUCAAGAAGUCGCUGCUCGUCUCUUCAGCGGUGCUCCUCCUCCCCCAAUCGACCUCAAACGCCCUAAACCUGAUAACGCUGCUCCUCCUUCCUCCUUCGAUUCCAUCGAUUUGAAGGCUCAAUACCCUGUGUCUACUUAUCAAACUUCGAGCAAGAAGAUAGAUAUACCCAGUGGUAGAGUUGGUGUGAUUAUUGGUAAAGGUGGGGAAACCAUCAAGUCUCUUCAGUUGCGGUCUGGUGCCAAAAUCCAAGUUACCCGUGAUAUGGAUGCUGACCCCAAUUCCCCGAAUAGGUUGGUUGAGCUUAUGGGUAGUCCUGAGGCUAUUGCCGAUGCUGAGAAACUCAUCAAUGAAGUUCUUGCUGAGGCUGAGUCUGGGGGUUCUGGCAUGAUUGGUCGACGGCUGACUGGACAAUCUGGGUCGGCUGAUGAGUUUUCGAUGCAAAUCCCGAAUAAUAAGGUUGGCCUUAUAAUUGGCAAGGGAGGAGAAACUAUAAAGAGUAUGCAAGCUGAGUCUGGAGCACGAAUUCAGGUGAUACCUUUGCAUCUUCCCCCAGGUGACCCAUCAACAGAAAGAACAUUAAAAAUUGAUGGUUCUCCUGAGCAAAUUGAGUCAGCAAAGCAAUUGGUUAAUCAAAUCAUCAAUGGCGAGAACCGUCCCAGAAAUUCAGGUGGUUAUUCUCAGCAGGGUUACCAAUCCCGACCACCAUCUAGCUGGGCUCCCCCUGCUCCUCCUAUGCAGCAACCUGGUUAUGGCUAUAUGCAGCCUGGAGCAUACUCUGGUCAAGCACCCCAAUACAACAUGCCUCAGGCCCAAUACCCUGGCUAUCCUCCCCAGCAAGCUGGCGGAUAUUCCACCAAUUGGGACCAGUCCACCGCUCCACCUAACCAGCCGACAGCUGGUGGCUAUGAUUACUACAGUCAACAGCCACAGCAGCAGCAAAAUCCUGGGGGUUCUGCAGCUUCUGCUGAUGGGUCCACAUACAAUUACAGUCAACCACCUUCCUCUGGUUAUAACCAUCCAGGACAAGGUUAUGGUCAGGACGGCUAUAGUGCUUAUAAUGCGCCACCACAAUCGGGGUACGGUCAGCCGCCAACAUAUGACCAGCAGCAAGGUUAUGGCUCUGCUCCCAGCUAUGGUAGUAGUAACCCAGCACAAGAGGGCAACACUUCCAGCUAUGGAGCGCAAGGAGAUUCAUCCCAAGCUCCAUCUGUUCAACCCUCGACUGCUGCGGCGCAGGGUUACGCUACCAACCAACAACCAAACUCCACCAGUCAGCAAGGUUAUGGAGCCCCACCCCCAACCUCCCAAGCAGCUUAUGGCAAUCAACAACAGUCUGGUUAUGGUUAUGGACCCCCUCAACCUGUGAAGCCAAGUGGCACUCCACCUGUUUAUGGACAAUCACAGUCGCCCAGCACAGCAGGAGGCUAUGGUCAGUCAGCAUAUCCUCCUGCACAACCCUCACCUGCCGGGUAUGCUCAACCAGACCAAAAAGCGCCCGCAUCUGGUUAUGGUGUUGCAGCGCAACCAGGGUAUGGUCCUCAAUCAUAUGGUGCUCCUCAGGGUAGUUAUGGUCAGGCACCGCCAUCAUACGGCAACAGUUCUUAUGGUGCUGGUUAUGCUCAGACACCUGCUUAUGCUAGUGAUGGUACUAAUGGAGCACCUGCACAGGCGGCGGCAGCAGCUCAACAGGGUGGUGUUGCUAAAGCUUCACCACAGAGUUGAUAUGUAUUGGUUAUUUUUUACCUUGAACUGUAAUGGUUUUAUUGUGUUUGUCUGUUUUUUAUUGUGGUAAUGACGUUUAUUUAGGCAUUGCAGUAUUUAGAUGGAGGCAUUGAUGGAUUGAGAAUUCUAAUUCUCAAAUAUCUUAUACGGCUCACAUUUUGUACUUAUCUAAUGUUUUGUUCUGACGAUUACUUAUUGGAUGUUGGACUAGAAUAUUUUUUGCGAAUUA
This is a messenger RNA of Lotus japonicus, 2149 nucleotides long. RefSeq lists its product as uncharacterized. Gene Ontology annotation, cellular component: cytoplasm. The transcript is spliced from 6 exons. The coding region runs from base 58 to 1920 and encodes 620 amino acids. Gene Ontology annotation, biological process: regulation of gene expression. Lineage: Eukaryota; Viridiplantae; Streptophyta; Magnoliopsida; Fabales; Fabaceae. The record is from RefSeq and is a predicted model, not a curated record. Gene Ontology annotation, molecular function: mRNA binding.